Molecule: messenger RNA, 732 nt
Organism: Penicillium riverlandense
Lineage: Eukaryota; Fungi; Ascomycota; Eurotiomycetes; Eurotiales; Aspergillaceae
Exons: 2
Coding region: 1-732 (243 amino acids)
Source: RefSeq, a predicted model, not a curated record
AUGUCCUCCAUCCAGUUUCUCAGCGAUUAUCACUUCAACAACGAAACGCAGGUCGAUUUCAAACAGCCCAAGCACAACACCUGGCGUAUCGUCCAGAAGCUGGGCGAAAAAUGCAGUCGGGUCGACAAGACAGAAACUAACGGCGGAGCCAAGUCUUACGCUGCAGGCCUGUUCCUAUGCGAGAACACCCUCGACACUUCUCGGUAUGCCCACAUGAGGAUUUACAUGCAGGUCCCUAUGAUCGGUACUGAGUAUGAGCCGCCGUCCAAGAGAGCUAAGCAAGCCACACAAGUCACUCCCCGGGAGGCGCUUGCAUUCCUGAAGUUCAACGAGGAAGGCUCGACCAUCACUCCCGCUUUGCUUGGAUACAAGGAUACGAUCCAAGACGAUGACAUGCCCGUGCCGGGGGAGUUCUUAGUGAUCCUUGUUUGGGAGAUCGUUCCUGGGCUGCGUUUGGGCGACCAUGUUUCCCACAAGCAAUUCUUGAAGCUCGAUGAGGCGGAGCAAAAUCUGAUUCGGGAAAACUUCUUGCAGGGUUACAAACGCCUUCGGGAAUUCGGCUUCCUUCCCUUCUUCGGCACACCAAAGAACCUGAUCUGGGAUCGCGACAACGCGAAAGUGUAUUUCGUCGAUUUCUACCGCUGCAUCGAGGUCGGCCCGGGAACCCAGACAGAUGACGGGAUUCUCGCUGCAUGGCAUUUGAAGGAACAAACUAGUAGUGAUCUUAAAUGA